Messenger RNA from Oryza sativa Japonica Group (Japanese rice), 1761 nucleotides. NCBI's taxonomy places the organism in Eukaryota, Viridiplantae, Streptophyta, Magnoliopsida, Poales, Poaceae. The record is from RefSeq and is a predicted model, not a curated record.
AUCAGAAGGUGCUAAUCGACUGAUUGUUCGUUCCUUGUCGAAACUCCCAACUUCUCACUGAAAUCUGAAUCGUCUCUUUCGCUGCGUUGCGUCAUCAGCUCUGAAACUCUGAAACCAAAACCCACCCACCCUCGCGGUCGCCGGCGCUCGAAUGGCCCCCAACGCCGCCGUCCUGGUGCGGCCCCACAUCGCCGGCGUCCACCAUCUGCCCACCGGCCGGCGACUGCCCCGUCUGGCUCCUCCCCAGGCGGUCUCGCCGCCGUUUUCACGGCAGAAGGGAUCUGUAGUGGCUGCGAGUGGACGUGUCUGGGCGAGUGCGAGUGGUUCGUUUGAGAAAGAUCGCAUUGGAGAUGACGAUGUGUUAGCUUCGCCGCAGAUAGUGGAGGAGAGCAAAGUCGAUUUGCUGAAGAUUCUGAAGAGUGCCAACACCAUUAUUCCCCACGUAGUGCUGGGGAGCACAAUUCUUGCUCUGGUGUACCCACCUUCUUUUACAUGGUUCACAACUAGAUAUUAUGCACCAGCAUUGGGAUUCUUGAUGUUUGCAGUGGGUGUAAACUCAAGUGUUAAGGAUUUCAUUGAGGCUAUACAAAGACCAGAUGCUAUAGCUGCUGGCUAUGUUGGACAAUUUAUUAUCAAGCCUUUCUUAGGAUUCCUUUUUGGCACUCUUGCAGUUACAAUUUUCAAUCUUCCUACUGCUUUAGGUGCUGGUAUCAUGUUGGUUUCAUGUGUGAGUGGAGCACAACUAUCAAACUAUGCAACGUUUCUGACAGAUCCACAUAUGGCCCCCCUCAGCAUUGUUAUGACAUCAUUGUCAACAGCUACUGCCGUUUUUGUCACCCCAACUUUAUCCUACUUUCUUAUUGGCAAGAAAUUACCGGUGGAUGUGAAAGGGAUGAUGUCCAGUAUUGUUCAAAUAGUGGUUGCUCCAAUUGCUGCCGGAUUGCUUCUGAAUAGAUAUCUUCCGCGGCUCUGUUCAGCUAUUCAGCCAUUUCUCCCUCCACUAUCGGUAUUUGUGACUGCUUUAUGUGUUGGUUCACCAUUGGCCAUAAAUAUUAAGGCUGUUUUGUCCCCAUUUGGACUAGCCACAGUGCUUCUCCUUUUUGCAUUCCAUACAUCAUCUUUUAUAGCUGGAUAUCAUCUUGCUGGUACUUGGUUUCGCGAGUCAGCAGAUGUAAAGGCACUACAAAGAACAGUAUCUUUUGAGACAGGAAUGCAAAGUAGCCUUCUUGCUCUUGCUUUAGCAAACAGGUUCUUCCCAGACCCACUAGUGGGAGUGCCCCCGGCUAUAUCAGUUGUGCUGAUGUCCCUAAUGGGGUUUGCUCUUGUUAUGGUGUGGUCCAAGAGAACAAAAGAAUAGCUCAUAUUGAACUAUUAAAGUCAGUCAGCUACAGAGCAGUGUUCAGUAUUAACAGUGAUGUACGCUCUUCUAAAAUCACCAUGAAGAACAGCCAAUCACAAAAUUGGAGGUGAGGACGGCAGAUGUUUGAUGGCUAAGAUACAAACUCUUCCAGUGCCAAUAAACCAUGUACACCAUUGCUCUGAAUCCUUCUCGCUUUCUUUCGCCGUGGUACUCUUUUCUUGUUCCUGUUCUGAACUUAACCAAGACCUCAAGUUGUCCAAGUGCAGCUAGGAUUAUAAAGUUGUCCAAGUGCAGCUAGGAUUAUAAGCAUUUAUGUGAAAGGAUCUCUGUAACAUUUAUUCAGUAUAAGGAGAAAAAGUGGAGGAAGAAGUAGGAAACAACAGGUCUUUGAAUUUCCUUAA